AUGGGCUGCGGGGUGUCUCACCUGCCUCCCAACGCCUCCGAGGCGAGGCCGCUUCACAAGUCGAUGGAAAUCGUGCCCUGCGCCGACAAAUGUACCAAUCGCUUUCCUGCCCACCCGACACAAAUUGCGGAGGAAGCGCACGAGAAUGGCAUCUCUUCAGGUCGCCCGUCGGCUGAUGAAGGAUCCGUGAGCAGCACUGACUCACCGCCGCCCCGUUUUUCGGUUUCCCAUGACGUGGCCGGUGGUGACGGCCGCGCCGAUGCUUCCAUUCAGGUCUGUAGCGGGAGUGAUGGUAAGCAUGGCGUGAACCCUGCCCUUGAGUGGAGGCGUUCCGCCUCACCCGUGCCUGGUCUCUCGGAAUACGCAACUCUCUCACUGCGCCACGUGCACAAGAAGUUGAAACACAAUCAUCGUGUGUUUAGAAUAUGUCUCACAGGUGGUCCUUGUGCGGGGAAGUCGACGUUUCUCACGCAACUGCAGGCGAAAAUGCCGCAGCGCACAGGGUACAAAGUAUUUUGUGUCCCAGAGGCGGCGACAUUGCUUGUAACGGGCGGUAUGGAGUGGAGCGGAGACCUCAUUGAGGAGCAGCAGCUGGCACUUCUCCGCGUGCAGAUGGCGCUUGAGGAUCAGUUCUACAGCGUGGCCAUGGCUUGUGGGGCGCCAAGUAUUGUCAUUUCUGACCGUGGAACGAUGGAUGGAAGCGCCUUUUGCUCCAAAGAUGUUUUUGCACGCAUUGGAAAACGUCUGAAUGUGUCGAUGGAGAUGCUGCGCGAUCGCUACGAUGCGGUCAUUCACCUUGUGACUGCUGCCUGUGGUGCCAGGGAGUACUACAACCUGGACAACCCCGCCCGCUACGAAGGCAUUGAGGAGGCCGUGGAGUCGGACAAGAAGCUGCGGCAGGUCUACGUUGGCCACCCCAUGCUGCGGAUUAUUGACAAUUCUACGACGUUUGAAGAAAAGAUAGAGCGAGGGCUAGCGCUGGUCGGACAGAUUAUUGGGCAGAAGUUUUCAAUGCGUAACACGUCCUAUUAUUUGCUAAGUCACUGCCCGAAGGAGUUGCCAGUGAAGAGCGUCGCAUCUGCACUCACCAUCACGGUGUUGUGCAACAGCCACAUUAAUGACAUUCGGCUCCUUAUUCGACGAGAACAUCCCUCGGGAGAGUGCAUGUACUUCUUUAACUCCAUUCGAAGUAUGGACAAGCGUAGCCCCAGUCGGCAAAGCAUAGGGUCGGAGGGCAGCUUCAUGCGAGACGCCUCCACUGCGCCACAGGUGGAAAUUCAGGCCGUGCAAAGCGCCUUUAUGGGCACCAUGGACGCCGAUCAGCGCGCCAAGAACGAGCAACGUAUCAGCAGUCGAGAGUAUGCCAUUCUGAUGCGGCACCGCGACACACAAAGACGGGAUGUCGUCAUGAAUGCUGUUCAGUUUAUCCACGACGAUGCCAGGUACGAAGUAACCACCAUUCUGGAGCCGUCCUGGGCCGCAGGAAAGCAGGCAUUGACGCUUGAGUGCGACGACCAGGAAAGGGAGACGUUUCCUUCGUUUCUUGUGGUGGACCGCGAGGUGCCGAUUGACAGCCUGUCCACCGCCUUCCUGAUAGCACACACAGAGAUGGGGCCACUUUACACGUCGCUUGCCUACGCGCCGGUGUUUACGCGUGGCCUCCGCACGAGGGGAGCAUGCGCCGAUACUGAGGGCAGCCGUACCCACAACAACAGCAGUGGUGGUGAGGAUGGCCAACGAACCCCACAGAAGUUGAGGCGACAUGCUGAAGAUGAAGUGGAUUCGAACAAAAAGACAGUGAAGCGGAAAAAAAAGAAGCACCACGCCAAGCGCACUACUGCGGAUGAUGGGGAAGCGUCGUCGUUGUUGCAGACGCCAGAUGAGACCGUGGAAGUCACUGCCAAAGUGGAGGAGACCGUUGAGGUGGAGAAAGGUUCUCCGAAUCGUCUCAAGCGGCCCUUACUUGGCCCAAUUAACGACCUGCCGGCACCACCAACGCCACCGAUACCUCCUCCUCGUCUUCCUAGCGGCCCGCCCACUGCAAACCCUCGCGGAGCCAUAGCGAGUAUGCACUGA
This is a messenger RNA of Trypanosoma conorhini, 2076 nucleotides long. RefSeq lists its product as uncharacterized. NCBI's taxonomy places the organism in Eukaryota, Euglenozoa, Kinetoplastea, Trypanosomatida, Trypanosomatidae. The record is from RefSeq and is a predicted model, not a curated record. The transcript has a single exon. Bases 1 to 2076 code for a protein of 691 amino acids. Gene Ontology annotation, molecular function: phosphatidylinositol binding; GTP binding; phosphatidic acid binding.